AUGCCAAAGCUAUCUAAACGAAAAUCUCAAGCACGUAAAGCAAGUCAAGCAUCAGUAGAUGCACGAAAAGCUACUCGACAUAGCAAACAAAUUCAUGACAUUAAUCAAUUAUUAAAACAAAUGAAUGACGGAGAAUUGCAGUUAAUUUACCAAAACAUUGUCCAAUUAAUCAGCCAAACCAUCGUCCAAUCAGCCAGCCAAGGCAUUGUCCAGUCAACCAGUAAUGAAACAACAAAUCAAAUAAUGCUUCGUCAAAAAUUAAUCAAUAUGGUUGAACAAUUACGUGAUGAUCAACUAAAGGUUGCUGUUCAUUUAUUUGACACCAUGUGGUAUUCUAAAGGACCAAAUGAGGAAAAAAUACCGUAG
Messenger RNA from Cetraspora pellucida, 366 nucleotides. The record is from the annotation of a GenBank genome assembly. Lineage: Eukaryota; Fungi; Glomeromycota; Glomeromycetes; Diversisporales; Gigasporaceae.